Messenger RNA from Coregonus clupeaformis (lake whitefish), 1080 nucleotides. Its product is annotated as sphingosine-1-phosphate phosphatase 1-like. Gene Ontology annotation, molecular function: sphingosine-1-phosphate phosphatase activity. Bases 1 to 1080 code for a protein of 359 amino acids. The record is from RefSeq and is a predicted model, not a curated record. NCBI's taxonomy places the organism in Eukaryota, Metazoa, Chordata, Actinopteri, Salmoniformes, Salmonidae. The transcript has 3 exons. Gene Ontology annotation, cellular component: endoplasmic reticulum membrane. Gene Ontology annotation, biological process: sphingosine metabolic process; phospholipid dephosphorylation.
AUGUAUUGUAAAUACACAGAACCCAGUGGAGAUCAGAGGAGUGGAGCGAGGUACUUGCACAACGUCAACGGCGUUAGCAAUCUCCAGGGUGAAAGUGAGAAAUGUAUUGUCAACGGAGGCGGAGAAGGGGAACACACAGAUAGUCUUCAGCAGAAGAAAGCCACCUCCCCUGGUAACAGUUGGAUACAGGAAGGGGUAGAUGCUUCUCAGAACGGAGCGGUGGUCACUCCUGCUGCGGGGGCAACGGCCGGGCACAGCGGCAACGUUUGCCGCCUCGCUGGAGCACAGGACCUCACAGAAAACGGCUCAAGUGGCGUCAACGGGUCCGGAGUGGAAUGCACCACCGAGACCCCUGAGGACCCCAGUCCUUCAAGGAGCACUGUCAAACCCUUGCACACAAACUCUCUGACAGGCGAUGCGGGGCAGGAGUUUUUAAUCAAGAACACGUUUUUGUAUUACCUGUUAACCUUCGGAACUGAGCUGUGCAACGAGCCGUUUUACGUCACCUUUUUCCCGUUCUUCAUCUGGAACGUGGACGCUUACGGUAGCCGGAGACUGAUCGUGGUCUGGGUGUUCCAGCCGGCACUGGACCUGAUCGAUAACUUCAACCUGAAGUACUGCUACGCCCCCCUCAUCAUCAUCUCCCUGCACCUGGGCAUGGGCCUCUUCUCCUUCACCCUGGACACCUGGAGCACCUCGCGGGGCAACACCACUCAGAUCCUGGGCACCGGCGCUGGCGUGGCCUUGGCCUCCCACCUCAACCACUACCUGGGCCAGAUGCCUGACCCCCCGCUGGACCAGCUUCCCCUGUCCACACUGGCCCUCAGGACCGCCCUGCUGGCUGUGGCAAUGCUGAGGUUCUGCCUGGGCAUGCUGGUGUUGCUGGCCAACAGGGCCCUCAUGAAGGUCAUCAUCAUACAUCUGGCCUGCCGUAUCUCAGGCAUCCUAAGUGGAGACGUGAGGAAGGCCUGGCAGCACAUGGAGGUGGAGCUGCCCUACAGGUACAUCAUGUACGGCACGGUGGGCUUCAACGCUCUCUUCGUGGUGCCCCAGCUCUUAACCUUCCUGCAGCUGGCCUGA